AUGUCUGCUCGCAAGCAAGUCGAUCCCCGUAUCGGCGCCUUGAUUCGAAAUGGCCUACAAGAAAAGAAGAGAAGCUUCUUCGUCGUUGUUGGCGAUCACAGCAAAGAUGUAAUCGUGCGCCUACACUACAUCAUGUCGCGUGUCGACAUUAAGCAGAACAAGUCGGUUCUGUGGGCGUACAAGAACAAGCUGUUGAACUUUACCAGUCACCGAAAGAAGCGCGAGGCCAAGAUCAAGAAGGAAAUCAAAAGAGGCAUCCGCGAAGUCAACGACGAAGACCCGUUCGAGCUGUUCAUCUCGCUGCACAACAUCCGCUACACCUACUACAAGGAGACGGACAAAAUUCUCGGCAACACCUACGGCAUGUGUAUCCUGCAGGAUUUCGAGGCCGUGACGCCCAACACCCUCGCGCGCUGCGUCGAGACGGUCGAGGGCGGUGGCCUGGUCAUCCUGCUGCUCAAGGGCAUGAACUCGCUGCGCCAGCUCUACAACCUCUCCAUGGACGUGCACUCGCGGUACCGCACUGAGGCGCACGCCGACGUCGUCGCCCGCUUCAACGAGCGCUUCCUGCUCUCUCUCGGCGGCUGCGAGUCGUGCCUCGUCAUCGAUGACGAGCUCAACGUGCUGCCCAUCUCGGGCGGCAAAGACGUCAAGGCCCUCCCGCCGCCCGACCGGGACGAGAGCAAGACGCCCGCCCAGCGCGAGCUCGAGACCAUCAAGGACGAUACCCAGGACCGCCAGCCCGUCGGCUCCCUCGUCAACCUCGCACGUACCGUCGACCAGGCCAAGGCCCUCCUCACCUUUACCGAGGCCAUUUCCGAGAAGACGCUGCGCAGCACCGUGGCGCUGACCGCCGCCAGAGGUCGUGGCAAGUCGGCUGCUCUGGGUGUUGCCGUCGCUGCUGCAGUCGCCUACGGUUACAGCAACAUCUUCAUCACGUCCCCAUCGCCCGAAAACUUGAAGACGCUGUUUGAGUUUGUCUUCAAGGGCUUCGACGCUUUGGGCUACGCCGACCACGCCGAUUACUCUAUUAUCCAGAGCACAAACCCCGACUUCAACAAGGCCAUUGUUCGCGUCAACAUCCACCGCCAACAUCGCCAGACUAUUCAAUAUAUUCGCCCGCAGGACGCUCAUGUUCUCGGACAAGCCGAGCUGGUUGUCAUUGAUGAGGCUGCUGCUAUUCCUCUGCCGCUGGUCCGCAAGCUCAUGGGCCCGUACCUCGUCUUUAUGGCCUCCACUAUCAACGGUUACGAAGGCACUGGUCGCUCGCUAUCGCUCAAGCUCAUCAAGCAGCUGCGUGAGCAGUCGCGCUCCGCCUCUGCUGGUGGUGUUGACACCGAGAUUGCGGAUCGCGCUACUGGCCGUGCGGCCAAGGGCGAAGAGUACCAGGCUGGCCGUAAGUUGCGCGAGAUUACACUCUCUGAGCCCAUUCGUUACGCUCAGGGCGACGGUGUCGAGAAGUGGCUCAACAAGCUGCUGUGCCUCGACGCUCAGCUUCCCAAAAUCAAGGCCGGAGCCCCUGAUCCUCUCCAGUGUGAGCUCUGGAGCAUUAACCGCGACACCCUCUUUUCCUUUCACCACGUAUCGGAGGCGUUUCUACAGCAAAUGGUUGCGCUUUACGUGGCCAGUCACUACAAGAACACGCCCGACGAUCUGCAACUGAUGAGUGAUGCGCCCGCUCACGAGCUCUUCGUUCUCACUGCUCCUCGAUCGGACCAAACGGGUAGACUUCCUGAGCCUCUGUGUGUGAUCCAGGUCGCUCUCGAAGGUAAGAUUAGCAGAGAAAGUGUGUUGAACAGCCUGAGUCGCGGUCAAAGACCUCACGGUGAUCUCAUCCCGUGGCUCGUCAGCCAGCAGUUCCAAGACGAGAACUUUGCUACGCUGUCUGGUGCUCGAAUCGUGCGAAUUGCGACCAACCCAGGAUAUAUGGGCCAGGGUUACGGCUCCAAGGCCUUGGAGCUUCUGGUCAACUAUUACGAGGGCAAGUUUGCCAACCUGUCCGAGGACGAGGAUCAAGCCAUGGAAGAUCGAGUCAGCAGAGUCACCGAUGCUGAGCUCUCCAAGUCAUCGCUUCUGGACGACAAAAUCGCCGUCCGUGACGUCAGCAAAAUGCCGCCUUUGUUCACCAGCCUGGCGCAGAAACGGCCCAACAAGCUGGACUACAUUGGUGUGAGCUACGGGUUAACCAAGGAGCUACAAAAGUUCUGGAAGCGCGCCUCGUUUGCUCCCGUAUACCUGCGCCAAACGGCCAACGACUUGACUGGCGAACAUACCUGCGUCAUGCUGCGACCUCUGGAGACGGGCGACGACUCGAGCUGGCUCGGCGAAUUCUCACGCGAUUUCCAGAAGCGAUUCAACUCUCUCCUCUCCUACCAGUUCCGAACGUUCAACGUGCAAAUAGCCCUGAGCAUCGACGAAGCUGCCUCGGCCGGCGCGAAGCUGGACGGCAACGAAGUCGCCCCCCUGACCAAAGAGGAGCUGGAUCGCUUCAUGUCGCCCUUUGAUUUGAAGCGCCUGGAGUCGUACGCCAACAACAUGCUCGACUACCACGUCAUCCUCGACCUGCUGCCCACCAUUGCCAGCCUCUACUUUAACGGCAAGCUCAAGCAGAGCGUGAACCUGACAGGUAUCCAAAAGGGCAUCGUCAUGGCCAUGGGUCUCCAGCGCAAAGACUUUGAGGCGGCGUCGCAGGACCUGACGGUGCCGGCGCCGCAGCUCAUGGCCAUGUUCAUCAAGGUGCUCCGCAAGGUGACGACGCACUUUGCCUCGCUCGUAUCGGCGGCCGUGGACGCGGAGAUGCCCAAGGCGCAGCAGGUGGGCGUCAGCCGUGCCGACGCCAGCGCCGCGCACGACGGCGAGGACGUGGUGGGCGGCAGCGUCGACAAGUACGCGCCGCUGACGCUGUCGCUCGAUGAUGAGCUGGCCGAGGGCGGCGACGAGGCUCUGCAGCAGCUGCGCAAGAAGCAGCGUGAGAUGAUUGACUCGCUGCCGCUGGACCAGUACGCCAUCGACGGCGAGGCUCCCGGCUGGGAGGAGGCCGAGAAGCAGCUCAAGAGCGCGGCCAAGGACGGCAAGGUCGUGAGCGUCAAGUCGUCGGGCAAGACGAAGCGCAAGGCGGCGGCGGGCUCGACGACGGCGGGCGAGGUGUACGAGGAGGUGUUUGGCGACAAGUCGUCGAGGAAAAAGGCCAAAAAGGACAAGAAAGACAAGAAGGCGUAA
Molecule: messenger RNA, 3219 nt
Organism: Akanthomyces muscarius
Lineage: Eukaryota; Fungi; Ascomycota; Sordariomycetes; Hypocreales; Cordycipitaceae
Exons: 3
Coding region: 1-3219 (1072 amino acids)
Biological process (GO): rRNA acetylation involved in maturation of SSU-rRNA
Cellular component (GO): 90S preribosome; nucleolus
Molecular function (GO): tRNA binding; 18S rRNA cytidine N-acetyltransferase activity; ATP binding
Source: RefSeq, a predicted model, not a curated record